Rubroshorea leprosula is the source of this 1616-nucleotide messenger RNA. NCBI's taxonomy places the organism in Eukaryota, Viridiplantae, Streptophyta, Magnoliopsida, Malvales, Dipterocarpaceae. The record is from the annotation of a GenBank genome assembly.
UUUUAUUUUACCUUUUUUUUUAAACUAAAAAACUAGUACAAAAUAAUAAAUUAUAGUAAAAAAGAACAAAGAAAGUGUUUGUUUUAAAGAAUUUGGGGUUUGAUAAAGCCCAAUGGUCGACUUUUACAUUUAGUGGCUGAAAAGAGAAAGCCCAAUGGGCCCAAAGCUGUCACCGUCUUGCUGUUAAACGGUCACGCCGUCAUCUUCCUCGGCUAUCCAAAAUCGGGGAGAGUCGAAAUGGGUGGCUGUGGCUGCGGCCCGUCAGAUGAGGGGACCAAAACAUGCGCGCCUUCCCACUUCCGCUCCCUUCCGCCGCUCCUUCCGUCGCAAUCGCUCCUUCCGUCGCAAUCGCUCCUUCCGUCGCAAUCGCUCCUCUUCCCACCAGAUUUCUCAGCCCAUUUUCUAACAAAAUCUCCCCUUCUUUCUUCCCUUCCCCUCCAAAGUUCCUCGUCUCCGGUUUCCGACCCCCUCCCUUCUGUUCAAACUCCGAUUCCACCCCUGUAGAUACCAAAAAUGAAGGUUAUUCUGAUGAUGAGGAUGGUUUCUACGUUUCAGAUGAGGAAACAGAAUCGACAGAGUCGUUUAGUGGGGAUGGAGUUCGCAUCGAGAUUAAGAAGAUAGGGGAAAAUUCUCGCAAAAUUCGGUCCAAAAUCGCGAUUGACGCCACCCUCGACACAGUCUGGAACAUUUUGACGGAUUACGAGAGGUUGGCUGAUAUCAUUCCGGGCCUGGUCGUCAGUCAAUUGGUCGAGAAAAAAGACAACUUCGCUCGGCUCUAUCAGGUUGCACAGCAAAACCUGCCAUUGGGGCUGAAAUUCAAUGCUAAAGCUGUUUUAGAUUGUUACGAGAAAGAUCUUGAGAUUUCACCUUUCGGGCAGAAGCGUGAAAUUGAAUUUAAGAUGGUUGAAGGUGACUUCCAAUGUUUUGAAGGAAAAUGGUCCAUUAAACAGUUUAAUGGAGGACAAUGUGAAGACGGCGAAGGCUCACUUGGUCAAAAAUUUCAGACAAGUCUUUCCUAUUCUGUUGAUGUAAAGCCAAAGGUGUGGUUGCCUGUUCACCUAAUUGAAGGCAGAAUUUGCAGGGAGAUAAAGAUGAACCUCUCUUGCAUCCGUGAAGAAGCAAAGCGAGUAAUCAGUACUCUGCGUGCUCUUUAAUUGUCAUACUUUGCCUUGAUAAGAUAAUAUUGCAAUAUCCAUAUGCAUGCAUGCUUGCUCCCUCUAGCAUAAUGUAAUCAUCAAUGACUAAAUUGCACAGUGGAAGAGUAAUAUGAUUUGCCUCCAUUCUUCUCACCUCUGAUGUUUGUAAUGAACCCUUACAUGAUUAUACUUUUUCUUUGAGAUGAAAAAUGAAAAUAGAGUCUGUGUGAAGCACACUGUCAAAAUUAUGGUGUUAUCUACGUUUCCUUUUCAAUGAUUGAUUAUCUUUAGUCCCUUUGUAGCGAGGGAGAUCAUAUUCCAGGGAACAAGCAAGAAAAAGUGCAGACUUUAGUCUAGCGUGGGGCUAAACCUUUUUGCAAAAGUUAUCUCACGAAGUCCAAUACUGUUGGUUUCCGCAAUCUGUGGUGAUUUGAACUGCUUUGGGCUUCUUUGGUUUUGUAAUGAAAGUACUGUAUAGAA